CUAGGCUGACUUGCCGGUUCGGGUUAGUCUGGUUCCUUCUGUGGGUGAUGACUCAGCCAGCCUCGCGUGCCGAUUGUCUCUCUCUGUGUCAGUUGGUCUUUCUUUCUGGCAUCAUCGCCUUUUCGCCUUCUUCAUCAUCUAUCAUUGCUUCCCACUAACUAACCCCAUACUUAAUCUUUCCCUCACCUCGCUUCAUUACUCCCGAAUUUCUCUUCCAUUUGGUGGCUGCUCACUGACCAUCUCACACUGCGUCAUAUCCCGUCAUGGCUUCUUCAUAUCCUCCCCCAUGACUGAUUUCAAAUCGGAAAUGACAUUAGUACGUAGUAGAUUAGAUUAACGCGAGAUACAAGCUCUGUCCUGAUUAUACAACAAAGAUCUGGGUCUAGCCCUUUAUUCCGGUUCGAGUUAUCGUCAGACUCUUCUUCUCACUGGUCGUCAUGUCAUCAUAUGCGCAGUUUAAUCCCUCGUUUUGGGGGGCCAUCCCGUGCCUACUUAAGUGGCUGCUCUGCUCGCCUACCCAUUCCGCUUCUCAGCAAAAGUCGGAUCCGAUCCAGCGCCGGCAAACAACAAUCGCGGGUCCUAUGGCUAGUUACUGUGUUCCCGGUCUGAGGGGAUGGUUCAACUGUGGUCGACCAUGGAUUACACACGCCACUCCCGAGAUUUCUGCCAACGUUGCAGGGGGACUCAUGUCAUCGAUGAUGCAAUUCCUUGUUCAACGCGAUCAGGAACCUACAGUAACCGGCGGUGUCGAUAUAUACUUGGGAGAAGUUACUUAACCGUGUCGACACCACAUCGUCUGGUGUACUGUGUAGCAAUAACCUUGAUGCCUCGGGUACUUCCCGAUCCUAUAUGGCAAUUGUAGUAACCCCGUCUUAUAGUAGUGUGAGCCUAUAGCAUUUCGGAGCAUCCCGUGACAACUGCAG
Aspergillus neoniger CBS 115656 is the source of this 923-nucleotide messenger RNA. RefSeq lists its product as uncharacterized. Bases 438 to 776 code for a protein of 112 amino acids. The record is from RefSeq and is a predicted model, not a curated record. The transcript has a single exon. Lineage: Eukaryota; Fungi; Ascomycota; Eurotiomycetes; Eurotiales; Aspergillaceae.